Molecule: messenger RNA, 380 nt
Organism: Amoebophrya sp. A25
Lineage: Eukaryota; Dinophyceae; Syndiniales; Amoebophryaceae
Source: the annotation of a GenBank genome assembly
AUGAUUGUCAGUCAUGUCAAUCAGUUUCUAGAGGAUGGCGACUGCAGUGCUUUAAUAGAGGAACACAAGCUACAAUACUCUUCAUCUCAGCAACAACAGCCACAGCCCACCUCUGUGAUGGCGAUUCAAAAGAUUCACACCAGGAUAGCUGGUGAUAGAGGACCUCCUAUUGCAAACGCCAUCAGUGUAGUUGAUCAACCGCCUCCUGUGGCCGUGUCCUCGUCUGACGCAGCUUCAAACUCGACAUCUGUUCCUGACCUCAGCAGCAUAGUAGAAGAGGCUGCUCUUCAGACAUUUGCUCCCACGCGCUUUUGCGUUUUACGUGCUAUUGUAAAGCAGAAUGCUCAGAGGCGGAACACACAGUUUCAAAGGAUGCGGAC